Molecule: messenger RNA, 11031 nt
Organism: Physeter macrocephalus (sperm whale)
Lineage: Eukaryota; Metazoa; Chordata; Mammalia; Artiodactyla; Physeteridae
Gene: DNMBP
Product: dynamin binding protein
Exons: 17
Coding region: 4294-9027 (1577 amino acids)
Biological process (GO): cilium assembly; intracellular signal transduction
Cellular component (GO): cytoplasm
Molecular function (GO): protein binding; guanyl-nucleotide exchange factor activity
Source: RefSeq, a predicted model, not a curated record
AAAAAAAAAAAAAAAAAAAAAAAGGCCCUCCCAGUCCCUAGGUCAUAGCUAUUUCUUUAAUUCAUCUAGAGCCCACAUUGCACGUGGUGUUAGAUAGGAAUCCAGCCCUAUUAUUCUCCAUUUAAUGAGCCGGUUUUUCCAAUAAUAUAUCCAAAAACCCCAUGCUUUCCUCCAUUACAUUGUGGUACCCUCUUUCUCCUAUAUGGUUCCCAUGGAUACACCAGUCUAUCUCUAAGCCUCUAUUCUGUUACGUUAGUUUGUCAGUUCUUGCUCUGUUUUUUAUUGCUCUGAUUUUAUUACAGUGAUUUGGUAAUACAUCCUCAUGACCGGCACAAGUGCCCCAUCUCUGUUCUUCAUUUUUAAGUUUUCUUAGCUACUUCUGUGCCAUUAUUUUUCCAUAUAACAUUUGGAAUAUGUUUAUCAAGUUCCUCAAAUUUUUUGAGGAAUUUUUAUUGGGAUUACAUUGAAUUUAUCAAUUAUUUGUGAGAGGCUUGACGUCUUUUUGAUAUUAACUUAUUUCAUUCAAGAGUAUGUAAUGUGUUUCUCCAUUUAGCUUAUUUUUUUCAGAAUUUUUGUUUUAUUUGGAAAUAAUUUAAAACUAACAGAAGAGUUCUAAGAUUAGUACAAAGAGCUCCUGUAUAUCCCUUACCUAGAUUCACCAGAUGUUACCAUCUUGCCAUAUUUGCUUUAUUACUCCCUCUCUUCAUUUCUAUGCAUUUUUCUGACUCAUCUGAGUUAUUAGUUGCGGACAUCAUGACCCUUUACCCCUAAAUACUUCAUCAGUUCAUUUCUAAGUCCUUUAUUAGAACUUCAAAGUUUUCUCCAUAAAGGUCUAAGAGUAUAUUCUUGGUUAAAUUAAUUUCUAAUACUUGAUAGUUUUGUUGCUAUUGUGAAUCAUGUCUAUUUCUAUUACUAUUGUUUUCUAGUUGGCUAUUGGUAAUUUAAGAGAAAAGGUAUUGAUUAUUGUAAGCUGAUCUUGUAUUUCACAGCCUGGCUUCACUGUCUUAUUCAAAUAGCCUCCUGUUUUCUGUUGUUUCUUUUCCCCCAUAGUUAAUCAUAUCCUUUGAAAAUAGUGAUAGUUUUGUUGUUCCUUUCUCAUCCUUAUACUUCUUAUUUAUCUCUCCUUUACAGCACUGACCAGAACUUCCAGGACAAUGUCCAAACAGUUGCUAUGCUAGUGAACAUCUUUGUGUUGUUCUCAGUCUUAAAGAGAAUGAGUCUAAAGUUUCAUGUAAUGUUUGUUUUAGGUUUUAGGUGUACCUUUGUCAGGUUAAGGUGUUCUCCUCUAUGUAUUCCUAGUUUACUGAGCAUUUUCAUCAUAAAUGGAUAUUAAGCCUUGUCAAAUACUCUUUCAGGAUUUGUCUCCAAAGAAAUAAGAUGGCAUCAGGAGGCUGCAACCCAAAAUCCUAAGCUAAGCUUAAGCUUCAAGGAUAAGAAGAUUAAUAAAAGUCUUCAAUAUUUCUGAACCCUAUGUAUAUAAAUUUAUGGUAAACAUCUCACAAUUCCAAUAUAAGCUUAUUUCACCGUUAGAUCAGCUUUUUCCUCCUGCUUUGAGUCAGAAUUUAAAAAGCUGUUGUGAAGAAUGAGAGCGCCAUAUUCAGCAUAACUGUAGUCGUCAGCAUGAUUGUAAAUAUAAGAUAUGUAAAAUUAUAGUUUCCUUACUCUGUGGAUCACUCUCUGCUCCGGGUAUAAAUCUCACCUAAGUAUAUCUCACAAAAUAUUGACAUGCUUCAGCAGAUAGUUCUUUAGCAGCCAUAACUGCUAGGGUGCUGUGCAGUAGAGUCUCAGGGCUAUCUCUUUUGGUUCAUGAUUGGGUUUUUGGUUCUUUUUUAAGCUAUUUUCCCCUAAUUAUAAAAAUUAUACCUCUUAAUUGUAGAAAAUUUGCAAAUAGAAAUGCAAAUCUUUAAUCCUGCCUUUUAGCAUCAACCGCUGUUAAAAUGUUUAUUUCUCUCUCUCUGAUCUUUUUUUGGGGGGUGGGAAUAGAGGGGCUACUUUGUGGAGGAGGAGAAUGCACCUAACAUUGGGCUAUAUAAUUUUGUAUCACCCCUCCUUUUUCAGCCUUAGGUCAUCAACUCUUGUUUGUCUUGCUUUGAUUGAUCUUCCCAAAAAAAGCAAUAAGAAAGAUAUGAUUAGCUUAUAGGGCUGGGGUUACAGUUUGCUGACGACUUGGACAUUUCGAACAGGCUGUGUGGGAGUGCACAGGCAGCCCGGCCUCAGAGUAUGGAGAAGUCAUGGGCCACAGGCCAGCAGACCGAAGACUAGCUUGGAGAAGAGGAAGGGGAGAAGUCUAUGUGAUGUCACUUUGCUUCAGUUCAGUUGGCACCUUCCUUCUUUAGACCACAUUUGCAUUCAUCUUUCAGAAAAUAAAAAGUAUGAGGAAAAUAGUUGUAAUUUAUCUUCUUUUGACCCUGAAAUAAACCCAACGCUGUUGUCUUGUUUCCCUAAUCACCUUCUGUCUGCUAAUGUGGUGACUGGUGAGGGAGUGUGGUCAUAAAUUGCAGGAAGUGACAGAAUUUUUAAGUUAACAUUCUUAUCAGCUGGUAGAUUCAAUAUCCAACUGCCCUCUCCUCCUCACUCCUCCCCCCCCUUCACCCUGCUUCUUCAUUUUGCCAAAACACCUGUCACUUCCUAAAAUGCUGUUGUCUGCCUUCCCCAUCCCUCAAGGAGGAAGUUCUUCAAGGGCAUGAACCUUUGUUUCAUUCACUGAUAAAUCCCAAACACCUUUUAGCCUUGCCUGGUACAUAGCAUGCCCUCAACAGAUGGAACCCACAAAAUGAGUCAGUCUGUAAGGAGGCAGCUCUGUGAUACAGAGAGGGGAAAUCUUAAGGGAGGGGUAAGGGAAGAAAGUUCUCUUAGCCUCCUUUAAAUGCAUGGGUUCAAUAAACUAGUAGAGUCCCCAUUUCUUCCUUGACCUUGUAAGCGUAACUGUCAACCCAGCCACAGAGCUAAUUUCUCUACAUCUGUUUGAGCUGCUCCUGUGGGGUCUGUGGUUUCUGAAAGUGGAGUGUGAGUGUCUGUGUUGCUGACAAGCACAUGGUGGGAGUAGGGCCCCAGAGAGAAUAGUCACUGCUGACGUUCUAGCCAUGGGUUCUGGGCCCAGCACACACUCUGCAUUGUUUUCAUGAGGUGAUUGAUUCUCUUACGAUAAAUGAUCUGUCCCAUCAGCAGAAAAAGUUGCAGUGAAUGUGCCGAGUUGUGCUGAACUCCCAGCCUCACACCCCGUGUCCUCCCGCUUUCUAGUUUAUUCUUUCCUCCCAUCCCCAGCUGUGCAGAAACCUUUGGCAUUUCUGUCUCAUUUCUGGAUCUGGUUCAGGAUUGUCAUGAUGAAUAGUCAUGCUGCAUAUACCUGGUCACUUUAUUAUAAAGCAAGGCUCAAUCAUAUGAAAUUGCGCUCUGUAGGGUGCUAAAAAAAAAAAAACAAAAAAAACUGGGUUGCCACAAAUACACCAAAAUGCUGUCCUGGAGCCCAGUGCCAUAGACCCAGUCUAUCUUGUAUAGACCAUUGUCUGAGUCAUGGCCCUGAAAUAUUACUUUACUGUUAUCUUGCUUACUAUUAUUCUACUGCUUGACACUUGUUACCUGGCCCUCGAAUCUGAUCCAGACUGUCCAUAUAUAUUCUAAUUUACUUCCAUGUCUCUAUUUUCUACUCUAAUCAGAUAUGUCUCUUUUUCUUUCCUACAACGAUGAUGAUAGCAAUAAGUAUAUUAUUAAUUAUAAUUAUGAAUAUGUCUUUGGUUUCACUAGCAGUCUGAAGUCAAAUGAAGGGAAAGGAAUAUAAAACAACAUCAAUAAUAUAAUAACAGCAGCUAAUAUUUUAGCCAGUCAUAGUACUAAAUGCAUUCCUAUUUAAUCUUCAGAACAAUUUUAUAAGGAAGGUGCUGUUGUAAUCCUCAUUUUGCAUAUGGAGAAACUAAGGUACAAAUUGGUUAAGAAACUUGCCCUAAAGUUUAUAUUGCUGUUAAGUGAUAGAACAGGAAAUCAAACUCACAUCUGUUUUUCUCCAAAGCCCACCCUCUUAACCAGUGUGCCAUAGCAGGCCUCAGGUAAGCAGGUGACUGAAGAACAAGAGUGACUUAUAUGGUCACAUGGUUAUUGACAGUUGUGCUUUUUUCAUGUUCGCUGAACUACUCACCAGUGCUCUGUGAGAUGUGAAGGGGCUGGGAGGAUUUUGUCUGCAGCUGGGACUGCUCAGGAAGCUCCUCCCCAGAUCCUGUGUCGUCGACUUUACAGUCAGAAACGGGUGGCACCUCAAAAAGGGAAAGGCUCUGAAACUACAAAUCCAGGUUAUAGAAGAUGGAGGCCGGCUCAGUGGUUCGAGCCAUCUUUGACUUCUGCCCUAGCGUAUCAGAAGAACUGCCGCUCUUUGUAGGAGAUGUUAUUGAGGUAUUGGCAGUGGUGGAUGAAUUUUGGCUUCUAGGAAAGAAAGAGGAUGUGACAGGACAGUUCCCCAGCAGUUUUGUGGAAGUUGUUACCAUUCCCAGUCUAAAAGAGGGCGAGAGACUGUUUGUCUGUAUCUGUGAAUUUACAUCCCUAGAAUUGAACAGCCUUUCCCUCCAUCGAGGUGACCUAGUGGUUCUCGAUGGCACUCCCACUGCCGGCUGGCUGCAGGGCCGGAGCUGCUGGGGUGCCCGGGGCUUCUUCCCAUCCUCAUGUGUUAGGGAGCUCUGCCUCUCCUCACAGAGUCGGCAGUGGCACUCACAGAGUGCCCUGCUCCACAUUCCUGAGUAUUCAAUGGGACAAGCCCGGGCACUGAUGGGGCUCUCUGCCCAGCUGGAUGAGGAGCUGGACUUCAGAGAAGGGGAUGUGAUUACCAUUAUUGGAGUUCCUGAACCAGGCUGGUUUGAAGGGGAGUUAGAGGGUCGAAGAGGCAUUUUUCCGGAAGGUUUUGUAGAGCUUUUGGGGCCCCUGAGGACUGUGGCUGAGUCAGUAAGUUCUGGAAAUUGCGAUGACUGCAUUACUAAUGGUGAAGUAGAUACCAACACAGGAGAAGAGAGACAGCCAGAAGAGGAAAGCGAGCAGCCAGGCACCUACGGGAUUGCCCUCUACAGAUUCCAAGCCCUGGAGCCAAAUGAGUUGGAUUUCGAAGUAGGCGAUAAAAUCCAAAUCCUGGGGACCCUGGAAGAUGGCUGGCUAGAAGGAUCACUGAAGGGCAGGACAGGCAUCUUUCCUUACCGCUUUGUAAAGUUAUGUCCUCAAACAAGGGUGGAGGAAACCAUGGAUCUGCCGCCGGAAAGCAGCCUCACCAACAUCCCUGACACAUCUUUGGAUUGUUCAGAGAACUUAGAAGUGGAAGGAAAAAGACAUGAAUCUCAUGAGUGUAAAGCAGAAAAGUCCAGCUCAGUUAUUUCUGAAACAUCCACUUCCGCACUGGAGCAUCUGACUUCUGAGUAUGAAGAAGACAAAAACUCUCACUGGGAUGCGGGCACCUCAGAAGGGCCCCCAAGAAGCACAGGUUCAGGGCACGAACAGCUUCUUGCCAGAUACUCUUCCACAAAGGAUCCUUCGGAGGUGGUCAAUGGUGUUGCGUCCCAAACUCCAGUACCUUUUCAUCCCGAAUUGCAGAAAAACCAGUAUUAUUCUAUAGGAGGAGGAAGCAACCCCCGCCCCGACCAGUACUCUGACCCUCUUCCUCUAGAAGCAAGGACUAGAGACUACUCCAGCCUACCUCCCAGAAGAACAUACUCCCAGCCGAAAACCCUUCAGAAUCCAGUGCCACCUCUUCAUAGCACCUUUUCCCAUUUAGCCUCCAGGGCAGUCAGACCCAGCCAGUUGAGCCCUCAGCUCCAGGGCGUGGCGAGGUGUGUCAAAAAGCACCUCACACCCAAAGAAAAUGCUUCCAGCUUUUGCUCUGCAUCAGAGAGAUCAGAGAUGAAGCCUGGUCUGCAAGACAAGGCACCUGCUGUGGAAGCAAUGGCACUUUCACAGGGAGAUGGCAACACGGACCUGGAUUCUAAGUUGACACAACAACUGAUAGAGUUUGAGAAGAGCUUGUCAGGGCCUGGCACAGAACCAGAUAAAAUUUUGCGCCACUUUUCAAUCAUGGACUUUAACUCCGAAAAGGAUAUUUUCCGAGAUUCCUCGAAGCUAAUCAUCCAGCAGGAGCUGCCCGAGAGGCGAAAGGCUCUAAGGCCACCGCCACCCCGUCCCUGUACUCCAGCAUCCACUCCUCCCCAUUUGCCAGUGGACCAGAGCCUGAGACCGGAACCACCCUUGGCAAUGCGACCCUCUCGCCCCGCUCCCCUGCCUCCCUUGGCCCAGCAGAGAACGAAUGCAGUACCCCCCAAGCUCCUAACCUGUAACCGUCCUGGCUGGGAGACCCUAGAAAAGGAGGGCCCUGAGAACAUGGAGAAGACUUUGGACCAGACUUCCCAGUGUCCCUUAGUCUUGGUGAGGAUUCAGGAGAUGGAACAGGACUUGGAUAUGUGCUGCAGGGCUCAAGAAGAGCUGAACUUACUGCUGGAGGAGAAGCAAGAGGAAUCACUAAGGGCAGAGACCCCUGAGAAUCUUGAGUUCUACGAGAGUAACAUUGAGAGUUUGAACAUGGAACUCCAGCAACUUAGAGAAAUGACACUCCUCUCCUCCCAGUCUUCAGCACUAGUGGCCCCUUCUGCGUCUGUGUCCACUGAAAGCCCAGAGCAGAGGAUGCUGGAGAAGAGAGCCAAGGUGAUAGAGGAACUUCUUCAGACGGAGAGAGACUACAUUCGGGAUCUGGAAAUGUGCAUUGAGCGGAUCAUGGUACCCCUGCAGCAGGCACAGAUACCAAAUAUUGAUUUUGAGGGACUUUUUGGAAAUAUGCAGAUGGUGAUUAAGGUCUCAAAGCAAUUAUUGGCUGAUCUGGAAGUCAGCGAUGCCGUAGGACCAGUGUUUCUUGAUCACCGAGAUGAGCUUGAAGGAACAUACAAGGUUUAUUGCCAGAAUCAUGAUGAGGCCAUCUCAUUGCUGGAAAUAUAUGAGAAGGAUGAGAAGAUCCAGAAGCAUCUUCAGGACUCCUUGGCAGAUCUUAAGAGCCUGUACAAUGAAUGGGGAUGCACAAAUUAUAUUAACCUGGGCUCCUUCCUCAUCAAACCAGUGCAGAGAGUAAUGCGCUACCCACUGCUGCUGAUGGAGUUGCUGAAUUCCACCCCCGAAUCCCACCCAGAUAAAGUGCCUUUAACCAAUGCAGUCCUUGCAGUCAAAGAAAUCAACGUUAACAUUAAUGAAUAUAAACGUCGAAAGGACCUGGUCCUCAAGUACCGAAAGGGUGAUGAAGAUAGCCUCAUGGAGAAAAUUUCCAAACUGAACAUCCACUCCAUCAUCAAGAAAUCCAACCGGGUUAGCAGUCACCUGAAGCACCUCACUGGCUUUGCCCCACAGAUUAAAGAUGAAGUAUUUGAAGAAACAGAGAAAAACUUCCGAAUGCAAGAAAGAUUGAUCAAAUCUUUUAUCCGAGACCUGUCUCUCUACCUCCAGCAUAUCCGGGAAUCGGCAUGUGUGAAGGUGGUGGCUGCCGUGAGCAUGUGGGAUGUGUGCAUGGAGAAGGGACACAGAGACUUGGAACAGUUCGAGAAGGUGCAUCGCUACAUCAGUGACCAGCUCUUCACAAAUUUUAAGGAGAGGACAGAGCGGCUGGUCAUCUCUCCCCUGAAUCAGUUACUGAACAUGUUCACGGGGCCCCACAAGCUGGUGCAGAAACGCUUUGACAAGCUUCUGGACUUCUAUAACUGUACAGAACGGGCAGAGAAGCUGAAGGACAAGAAGACCCUGGAGGAGCUGCAGUCGGCCCGGAACAACUACGAGGCCCUGAACGCCCAGCUGCUGGACGAGCUGCCCAAGUUCCAUCAGUACGCGCAGGGCCUCUUCAGCAACUGUGUGCAUGGCUACGCCGAGGCCCACUGUGACUUCGUGCGCCAGGCGCUGGAGCAGCUGAAGCCGUUGCUCUCGUUACUCAAAGUCACCGGCAGGGAAGGGAACCUGAUUGCCGUCUUCCAUGAGGAGCACAGCAGGGUCCUGCAGCAACUCCAGGUUUUCACCUUCUUCCCAGAGUCUCUUCCUGCCACCAAGAGGUCAUUUGAGAGGAAAACUAUGGACCGCCAGUCCACCCGAAAGCCGCUCCUGGGCCUGCCAAGUUACAUGCUUCAGUCGGAAGAACUCCGGGCCUCCCUCUUGGCAAGGUAUCCCCCUGAAAAGCUCUUCCAAGCAGAACGGAACUUCAAUGCUGCCCAGGACCUGGACGUCUCACUUCUGGAAGGUGACCUGGUGGGUGUGAUUAAGAAAAAGGACCCCAUGGGCAGCCAGAACCGCUGGCUGAUUGACAAUGGAGUCACCAAAGGCUUUGUGUACAGUUCCUUCCUGAAGCCCUACAAUGCACGCCGCAGCCACUCGGACACCUCCGUGGGCAGCCACUCCUCCACCGAGUCUGAGCACGGCAGCUCCUCCCCCAGGCUCCCCCGGCGGCAGAAUAGCGGCGGCACCUUGACCUUCGAUCCCAGCAGUGUGGCCGUGUCCUUUAGCUCAGGGCCUUCCCAGAAACAGCCUCCAGACACAUCUUCACUGACAGAAUUUGACCAAGGAACUCUCAGCGCAUCCUUGAACUCAGAGAGCAGCCCUUCCAGAUGCCCCUCAGACCCAGACUCCCCCUCCCAGCACGGGCCCUGGGACUCGGUAGACACUGCCAGAGACCUUCACCAGCCGGCUCCCACUCUGAGGAGCUCCCGAAACCCCAGGCAUGCAGAAAUGGCUGGUUACUCCGUGCCAGGGCGAAGCGGGCAGGGUAGAGACCUCGUAAAAGGAUGUGCAAGAACAGCCCUGUCUCUGGAUGACAGAAACGGACAGCUGGGAAACAGUGAGGCGGAAGGCAACCAGGUCUAUUUUGCUGUCUAUACCUUCAAGGCACGGAACCCAAAUGAGCUGAGUGUGUCAGCCAAUCAGAGGCUCAAGAUCCUGGAGUUUAAAGAUGUUACAGGAAAUACAGAAUGGUGGUUAGCCGAAGUUAAUGGGAAGAAAGGCUAUGUUCCAUCCAAUUAUAUCUGCAAAACUGAGUACACCUGAACCUGUUCUGCCUCCCAUUCAACCUUGCUGCCUUUGCUUCCUUCUGCUGAAGGGUCCUGGUGUCCACUGAGAGGGCGCCUGCUCUUGAGACACUGGCCCUGCCUGCAUGGCUUAACCAUGGCACAGUGGGGCACAAGAUAAGUCUUGCUCUCUUUGAUUGGGUUGUCAACCUUGAUGCUUGCUAGAAUUUCUAGAAUUUGAAAUGGACCCUGGGGCUUGCAAGUGAUUCAGUGACUGUGAGAAGAGAGGCCAAUCCUGGGGUCAGCUUUUGGAAACGAGAAAUUUCCAGUCCGAAGACCAGUAUCCAAUAUAUGCUGAAAGCUGUGCUAUAGCAUUAGAAGAAGUUGGCAUUGGUUGUGCCAUACUGAGUUUGGGGUGGCGCCAUGAUCAACUGACCGGAAACCGACUUGGAUGAAAAGAAUUCUCUGGGAGCCCUUUCAGGCUGCGCCUCUGCAUGUGGCAAGGAGUUUGUCGACCUUGUACCAAAUCUGGUGUUUUAAAACCUCAGUGUCUGGCACACAUUCACACACACACCCCUUAUUUCUAAAAGUCCCUAAAACGCUAUCACCUGUAAUCUUUUUCUUAUUCAUUUCACUGCACUUCCAGAUUGCUUGGGCAAGAUUCAGCUACUUUCUUUCUCCUUUUAAAAAAUGUUUAGGGUCUUUCUUUUCCUUGAACCUUCAUCUGAAAGGUUCUCUUCCCGUUAGGUGCUGUCCUCCACUCCUUGCUGACAGUCAUCUCUACUUUAUGUGGUCUGUGUGUGAUAAUGUCUCCUGGCCUCUCUCCUGAAGCUCAAUAUCUGAUAGGCUUUCCUAGGAGAACAGGAUCAGAGCUCCCGCCAUUUCAUUAGAGGGAUUCAUUCUGCGAUGGGCUGAAGCCAGUCCAGCCUGCUGGGAGACUGGAUGCCUCUCCCCUUCAUCCAAGCACACUGCUGUCCACAGAUGCAGAAAACAACGCGUGUGUCUUAUUUGAAUUCGGAUAAGCAGUCCCAGAAGUAGCUUAUCCUAGACUUGGAAAUAAGCAUUUUCUGUUUCAUCAGCCCCCGUGCUUCAGAGACCGUGGUCUAAGCCAAACAGAAUCUAAAGUGCCUGAUUGUGCCUCCCUCCACCUCAGGAAGAUAUUUACUAAUCCUAACACUAAGACUCUCUCCCUGAAGUUUCUAUUUGAGCAGGGCUCUGAUUCUUAAGGUCUGCCCCAGAUGGAAAGCCUACCUUGGAACAGGAAACUGUGAAUUUUGUCUUUUAAGAAAGGGAAUUAAGAACAGCCUUACAGCCCUUGCUCCUCCAAAUGCACCUUUGCCUUAAAGUUAUGAUGAAUUGGGAGACACCUGUGAACUCCUUGGCCCCCCUGAGUCUGCUGGUUGGUCAGAAGGAAGCAACGCAAGAGUCUCUUGUGAAUAGUGUUUAUAUCUAGAGAUGUUUAUAUUUAAGUAGUUAUUUUAUAAAUAAAAGCAUUUCUAAGGGCCAUGAGUAUGUUUUCUUGAUUUCCCUCCAUGUUUAGCCUGAACCUUCUCACGUUUCUGGGGGUAGCUUCUUGACAAUUCAGUGAUGCUCAGAUCCCAAGAGAUGGGAGAGACUAACUGAAGAAACUCAGGUCAAAAAUUCAUUUUGUCGGGACUUCCCAGGUGGCGCAGUGGUUAAGAAUCCGCCUGCCAAUGCAGAGAACACGGGUUCGAGCCCUGGUCCAGGAGAUCCCACAUGCAGCGGAACAAUUAAGCCUGUGCGCCACAACUACUGAGCCUGCGCUCUAGAGCCCGCAAGCCACAACUACUGAGCACGUGUGCCACAACUACUGAAGCCUGCACACCUAGAGCCUGUGCUCUGCAACGAGAAGCCACCACAAUGAGAAGCCCGCACACCGCAACGAACAGUAGCCCCCGCUCGCCGCAACUAGAGAGAGCCUGCGUACAGCAAUGAAGACGCAGCCAGAGAUAGAUAAAUAAAAUAAUUAUUUUUUAAAAAAUUCAUUUUGUCAAAUAUAAUUUCAGCAGAAUCACUCUAUACU